Messenger RNA from Glossina fuscipes, 636 nucleotides. Its product is annotated as putative oligosaccharyltransferase complex subunit CG9662. Gene Ontology annotation, cellular component: oligosaccharyltransferase complex. The record is from RefSeq and is a predicted model, not a curated record. The transcript is spliced from 2 exons. Bases 143 to 577 code for a protein of 144 amino acids. Lineage: Eukaryota; Metazoa; Arthropoda; Insecta; Diptera; Glossinidae.
GGUUUUUCCGAAGAUAAAUAUGCUUCACCGCUUGUUCGUAUUAAAUCUCCAGAAUUUUCACUCGAUUUACUUAUCGAAUCCUGAAUUUAAAAAAUCAAAAAUCUAAUAUUAAAUAAUUAUUAAAAAAUAAAAAUAAAUAAAAAUGGAUAAAAAUGGAAUGCAAACUUGUCUUUUAGGGAAAAGAACUAUUUACCCGCUUAAGUGGAUAUUCGUACGCGACAAAUUUUUUAAAAAAUUAAUGUACUUUAAUAACUGGAUAUAUUACAGUAUUAUUUACGAUGUAAUCGUUGAGCCGCCAAGCGUCGGCGCAACAGUUGACGAACACGGACAUUCUCGACCAGUUGCUUUUAUGCCUUAUCGAGUUAAUGGACAAUACAUAAUGGAGGGCUUGGCCAGCAGUUUCUUGUUUACAAUUGGAGGUCUGGGAUUUAUUAUAAUGGAUCAAACUCAUGCUCCUGGCAAAACAAAUUUAAAUCGCUUACUGCUUACCUCAAUGGGUUUCAUAUUCAUACUAGUUUCCUUUUUUACAACUUGGCUGUUCAUGCGCAUGAAAUUACCGAGUUACUUACAACCAUAAUAUCAAGCAUGACAUUUAAUAAAUGCUUGAUUUAAGACAAAAGAAAAGCUAUUAAUUAA